This is a messenger RNA of Canis lupus familiaris (dog), 9478 nucleotides long. RefSeq names its product BAG cochaperone 4 (gene BAG4). Gene Ontology annotation, biological process: protein stabilization. NCBI's taxonomy places the organism in Eukaryota, Metazoa, Chordata, Mammalia, Carnivora, Canidae. The record is from RefSeq and is a predicted model, not a curated record. Bases 1184 to 2557 code for a protein of 457 amino acids. Gene Ontology annotation, molecular function: protein-folding chaperone binding; adenyl-nucleotide exchange factor activity. The transcript has 5 exons. Gene Ontology annotation, cellular component: membrane; cytoplasm; cytosol.
UCGAACAGAAAAAUAAGUUUGAAGUGAUUCAGCCUUUCCAGAAAAGUCAAUACCUUUGUCUGAAAGUGCUGAAGAACCUGACGGUAAAAGGAUAUUGCAAAUGGCUACACAGCAUAAAACCUGCGUUUACUGCCAAUUAAGUCCAACCGCUGCUAUCUUUUAAAACGUUCGUUUCUUAACGAAUCCUUUCUCUACUCUCAUUCGUCUACCAGUAACAAGCUGGUACUUCGAUAUAUAUUGCAGGUGGGAAAGAGUGGACGUGGGGAGGGGCAACUCUGGCGUCUGGGUCUUGGCAGCCGCGUCCCUCCAAAGCAGGAGUGAAUUCUACAGCUUGUGGCUUAUCGGCCCACGGGCUGGUGGAGGCUGCGAGACGCAGGAGAGAGGCAGGCGGCUAGGAGGUGGACAAAUGGAGUGCCUGAGGCUCUUCACUCACGUGGAGCAUGUCAACGCCGAACAGCCAGAAGCGUGCUAAAAACACUCCCCCCGCCCCAGACUCCUUCUACGAGCUCCCCCUGAAGAGGUGUCCGCCCGGGAGGAAGGAUCUCACCCGACUUCACGCAGAGGAGAUGAGCUACUCACUGUCGAUGUCCUCUAUGAGGCUGGCGGUACCGGGCAUAUAGUUCAUUUUGAGCUGAGAUAAGGCUGCAGAGUAUAGCGGCGGCGGGCCAGUGCGUCCAACACCUCCUUCUUUCUGACCGCAGUCGCCGCCUCGGCGGGACCGGGACAGGAACCCGGACCAGGAGCAGCACGUCCGCCCCGGCUUUCAGAAGCCGGGGCCUGCCGGAAACGCCUCCAUAUUAUUCCCACCCACUUCCGGUAUCACGUGCCCGUCCUCCGGAAGAGGCGGGACUGGCGCGGUCCCGGGACACCCAUUCCCCGCCCCCGGUAAAAGGGGAAGAGGAAGCUAGAUUGACUAGAUGGUAGGGAAAACGUAGUCUCCCUUUUAAGAAACGCAGGGCUGCAGCUCGUCCUCCAGCUUCCCAGACAGCCGCCCCCCGCCUCCCCCGAGGCACGGACCUCCGUCCCACGACUCUCGGGACUCGCCGCCGAAGGGGCGGGCCCGAGCCAGGAUUGGCUGCUGUCGGCCGACCCCUCUCCCUGCUCUCCAGUUCCUCUCGUCGGCGGGCGCUUGCGCCAUGGGCUGGCCGUGGGGGGCGGGAAGCGCUGCGGGGCAUUAGAGCCCAUGUCGGCCUUGAGGCGCUCGGGCUACGGCCCCAGCGACGGUCCUUCGUAUGGCCGCUACUACGGGCCGGGCGGGGGAGACGUGCCCAUGCACCCGCCUCCGCCCUCGUAUCCUCCUCGCCCUGAACCUCCCCAGCCUCCCAUUUCCUGGCGGGUGCGCGGGGGCGGCCCUGCUGAGACCACCUGGCCGGGAGAAGGCGGAGGAGGGGAUGGCUACUACGCCUCUGCAGGCGCCUGGUCAGAGAGCGGUCGAGCUGGAGGAAGCCACCAGGACCAGCCACCUUAUUCUAACUAUAAUUCUAAUUAUUGGAAUUCUCCUGCACGACAUAGAGCUCCAUACCCAAGUACAUAUCCUGUAAGACCGGAAAUGCAAGGCCAGAGUUUGAAUUCUUAUACAAAUGGAGCAUAUGGCCCACCAUACCCCACUGGCCCUGGGGCAAAUACUGCCUCAUACUCUGGGGCUUAUUACACACCUGGAUAUACUCAGAGCAAUUACUCCCCAGAGGUUCCAAGCACUUACCGUUCACCUGGCAACAGCCCAGCCCCAGUCUCCCGUUGGCUGUAUCCUCAGCAGGAUUGUCAGACUGAAGCAGCCCCUCUUAGGGGGCAGGUCUCAGGAUAUCCUGCUUCACAGAACCCUGGAAUGGCCCUGCCUCAUUAUCCUUAUGGGGAUGGUAAUCGUAGUGUUCCACAACCAGGACCAACUGUACGACCACAAGAGGACUCAUGGGCUUCUCCUGGUGCUUAUGGAAUGGGAACCCGUUACCCCUGGCCUUCAGCUGCACCCUCAGCACCACCUGGGAAUCUCUACAUGAAUGACAGUACUUCGUCAUGGGCCAGCAGCUCCUCCUCUCAGUCACCUCCUUCACCAGCACCCCAGCAGCCCAAGGACUCCUCAUACCCCUAUAGCCAGUCUGACCAAGGAAUGAACCGGCACAACUUCCCUUGCAAUGUCCAUCAGUACGAGUCCUCGGGAACAGUGAACAGUGAUCAUUCAGAUCUUUUGGAUUCCCAAGUCCAAUAUAGUGCAGAGCCUCAGCUGUAUGGUAAUGCUACCAACGAACACCCAAGCAGUCAAGAUCAGAAUGAUAAUCUUCCUGAAGAGUGUUUAUCUUCAGAUGAAGGUACUCCCCCAAGUAUUAAAAAAAUCAUACAUGUGCUGGAGAAGGUCCAGUAUCUCGAGCAAGAAGUAGAAGAGUUCGUAGGGAAAAAGACAGACAAAGCGUACUGGCUUCUGGAAGAAAUGCUAACCAAGGAGCUUUUGGAACUGGAUUCAGUUGAAACUGGGGGCCAGGACUCUGUCCGACAGGCCAGGAAAGAGGCUGUUUGUAAAAUCCAGGCCAUACUGGAAAAGUUGGAAAAAAAAGGAUUAUGAAGGAUUUAGAACAAAGGGGAAGCCUGUUACUAACUUGACCAAAGAACUCUUGAUUUUGGUUAAUUAGCCCUCUUUUUGAAAUGCUUGUUGGUGACGAGAAGCAAUACAUUCCAACUUUCCUUUGAUUAAAACUUGAAAAACUGGUAAAGGACUUGAAAGAACAUUUUAGUUAUGAGUUGUUUUCAGUUUUCAGACCAAUGAAUGUAAUAGGAAACUGUGGAGUUACCGUUAUUGCCAAGUAGACUCACUCCUUAAGAAAUUUGUGGAUAUCUACAAGCUGCUUCUUAUCAGCAGGAGGGAAACACGCUUUAUGUAACAGGCUUAUCAAAAAUCGACCAGAUGAGACUGGAUAUAAUCUGAGGCAAACAGGCUCUGUUUUUUUAACCAUCUGGAUUACUUGUCACAUUUUUGUACAUUGUGACUGCUUUCAACAUACACUUCAUGUGUAAAUUACAGCUUGGACUUUAGCCCUCUUGGACCUCUGUUUUGUUUUGUUAUUUGCAGUUCAUAAAUAUAGUAUUAUUCUCUACUUCUUGGUACGUUUUGUAGUAAUAUGUUUAAUAUAAUUAUUCAUGAGACUAUAUUGACAGCCAGAUAGUAUGGCAGUUCUGAAUGAAUUUAUAUCUUUUCACCACUUGAACAUAUUGCAAUGUGUACUGAGUUCUUGAGGUACAUUGGCCCCUUUUUUGUAUAGAUCAUUAAGGUAGAGUUUUACCACUUCUAGUUUUAAUGUUAAUACUAGAAGGCGAAUUGGGAGAUGGCAAAGGCACAGGAAUAAAUGUUUGUGGCCAUUUUCUUUUUUGCUUUUUUAUUGUAUUUGGAUAAAGAUCCACCUUAAAAUUGCCCUUCCCUAUCCCUUAAUUAUCUUUUCACUACUGUUGCUUCCAUGUAGAGCAUUAUGAUAGAUACAGAUAAAAAAAUUAAAUGCCACAGUUAGUAGAAAUAACUGCAAAAGUAAUGUGACCACUUGGAAAUGUACUUCUCUAUCUAAAAUAAUUAGUUUCAUCAUGGGGAUCCCUAUGAGCAGAUUUCAGCUCAGUUUAUAAUAAAAAACAAUGAGGGUAAACAGAAUUCAUGCUCAGGGAAUGAAUCAGCCAUAGUAAGAGUGGAAAAUUUUCUUUUAAAGGUAGAUUUGAUAUUUACCUUUAUUUCCCUAUGACAAAUUGUUUUAUUAAAAAAAGAUGUUGGUUACCAUUAAUAAUGGUCAUUUCAGAGCCAGAUUUAAGAAAGGGAUAUUGAAAUGGUCUUAGUUGGGCUUGCUUGGGUAGCUCUAUGCUAUGGUGUAGAAGAGACUUAGGUAAAUGGUAAAUGACUUACUUUUUCUAUUGGAAGUGAGUUCUGGUAUACAGUAUCUGUUAUUGGAAAAACAGCUGUUUCUUAAUAAGAUAUCUAAAUGAUAACUUUUUUCUAGACUAUGAGGCCUAUAAAUAAUGAUAAAUCUGUCAGCCAUCUCCUCUCCUUUUUUUUUUUUUUAAAAGUGGGCUCCAUGCCCAAUGUGGAAGCCCUGUGUGGGGCUUUAACUCCCAACCCUGAGAUCAAGAGUUGGCCAUCCAACUGACUGAGCCAGGCACCUCCAUCUCCUCUCCUUUUAAACAAAACCAAACACAUGAUGAGAAGAAAUGGAGUAAAAAUACUGGCUGGGUCUUACGGAUGGGAUGAGUGAUUUUAUAAGAUAAUAUGGUGACAAUUUUAUUCUAGGAUUUUCUUUUUUGGCCUAAUACAGGAAUGUUAAAAAAAAAAAAAAAAAGGCUUCCUAUGAAAAUUAGAAAAAUGUACUUGAAACUAAAAAUUUAGAAAGGGGAGAACCUUAAAGCUGACUUAGUGAGACAGUGACUAAUUCAGGAGAGAACACUGCUAUUUAACUGAAGACCCAAGAUACCAAUUUCCACAAAGUCUCGAUGUUUAUACACACACAGACACACACAUACACACACAUUAUGCACAUAUAUAUGUGUGUAUGUUUUUUAGCAGUUUUUUUUUUUAAUUUUGAGAUAAUUUUAAACCUAAGGAGUUGUAAAAUUAGUAGUUUCUGUAUACUCUUCACUGAACUUCCCCUUAUGUUAAAUAAUAUCUUACAUAACCAUAGAACAAUUGUCAAAUUAAGAAAUUAGUCUUGAUACAAUAUUGUUAACUAAAGUAGAGAUUUAAAAAAGUAGAGAUUUUCUUGUUUUUUUCACUGAUGUCCUUCUGUUGUUCCAAGAUCCCAUGCAGAAUCCUACCUUGCAUUUAGUUGUCAUGUCUCUGUAGUGUCCUCCCAAUCUGUGACAGUGUAUGAUAACACCUGAUGUCACAAUGUGUUUCUGGUGUUGUUAACCUUAAUCUCUAAGGUGGCAUUUGCUAGGAUUCUCUACUGUAAAAUUACAUUUUUCUUUGUAAUGACUAAAUAUUUGCUGGAGAUACUUUGAGAUUAUGCAAAUAUCCUGUUUCUGCUUAAACUAUUGCCCACUCAUUUUCACAUCCAUUGCCAGAUCUUGCUUGUGUCAGUUACUACUACUGUGGUGUUCUAAUGGUGAUUCUCUGUUUUUCUCAAUCUUCUACAUUUAUUAAUUGGAAUUCUUCUGUAAGGAAAGGUUAUCGCAUUUGGAUAAGUCAGGAUUAAGUACAAACUUAGAAUUUAAAGAUGUAAACCAUUUAAAAUGAUAACAAAAACAAAUAUCAAAGAAAGGAAAGCUAAAUUGGUAAUCUGUUUCAGAAAAUAUAAUGAACUUAAGAAGGAAAAUGGUAUUUAUGAUCUGUGGGUUUGGUUCAAUAUUUGACCUAGUAUUGACUUCAGAUUGAAUUUAAAAUAUUCUCAGAGUUUCACAUAUGGACUUUCUAAAAGUAUCUUAAUUUAUAUUACUUUGGGGAUAGUUUUUGUCAAAGUCUUGAAUAAAGUUACCCAGACCUGGCAUGUUAAACACAGCUAUGUCUUCUUUAUAAUAUGCCACUAUUGUUUCAUAUAUAAAUGCCAUAUAUAUUUAGUAUUUAGACAAAUAUGCCCUAAUGAAGUUUCUGGAUGAUGGGUUAUGCUAGUGUCUACAUUGUUGGAGAUCUUCUAAAUGCCUGCCUUUUUUUUUUUAAAAGAUUUAUUUCUCCAUUCAUGAGAGACCCACACACACAGAGAGGAGGCAGAGACAUAGGCAGAGGAAGAACCAGGCUUCUCACAGGAAGCCUGAUGGUGGGACUCGAUCCCCAGACCUUGGGAUCAUGCCCUGAGCCAAAGGCAGAUGCUCAACUGCUGAGGCACCCAGGUGUCCCUAAAUGCUUUCAAAAUAGAUUUUGAAAACAGUUCUUUAGUGUUUUGUUUUUUAAGAUUUUACCUAUUUGUUAGGGAGAGAGAGAGAGUACAAGCAGGGGGAGAAACAGAGGGAGAAGGAGAAUCGGAGACUCUGUUGAGCAUGAAGCCUGACUCAGGGCUCCAUCCUAGGACUCUGGGGUCAUGACCUGAGCUGAAGGCAGGUAUUUAACUGACUGAGCCACCCAGGCGCCCCAGUUCUUUACUGGUUAAUGUAAUACUAUUAAAGGUAGGCAGAUUUAAAAUAAAGUUGAAGACUAUAGAUUACAUUGGCAUUUACAAAAAAGAUUUUUGGGAAAUGGAUAAUUGAUGACUGGAAUUAUAAUUCUAUGUAAGUUAUAAAGAGUCAGUUCUGUGACAAGGACCAUGCUCCUGCUCCCAGUACCUUGUUCUCUUCUACAAAAGCAAGUACUUUCAACUGAGUCUUUAACAAAUUAUCUCCAUAUUUUUGUUGUUCUAUUGUUUUUUUAGUUACUAUUAUCUUUUACUUCUAAUCUUUAUUAUUUCCUUCCUUCUCCUACUUUUGAGUUUUGUUAUUGUUUUUCUGGCUUCUUUGGGUGUUAUCUCCAUAUUUUAAUUUUUUAUUUAUUUUUUUAAAGGUUUUAUUUUUUUAAGUAAUCUCUACACCCAGUGUGGGGCUUGAAUUUAUAAUAACCUAAGAUCAAGAGUUGCACAGUCCACGGACUAAGCUAGCCAGGCACCUCUCCAUAUUUUUUAGUGAACAUAAUUGUGCUUCUUUUGAUUUACCAGAAGCCUCUACUCUAUAGAGGCUGAAGGUUUAGGUUUAUCUCUCUGCUCUUACCAUACACACAUCUCAGUCCUCAUCCUCCGAAACUCAAAAGCUACUCCCCCCAAUCUAGUUAUAUGAUGAUUUUGUUGUACAUUAUUAUGACCAUGUAAAUGCUAACCAGAGCUGUCAUGUUGUAAACUGUGAUUACUCUACCUUUCCUGAACAACUCCCUUUUUUCCCUGCAGUUAAUCAUUUGCCCACAUACUUAUAGCUAAUUUUGAUGUCAAACCCUCCAUCAUUUGUGUAAAUCUUCUUUUAAGAUGUUCAGAUUGGGCAGACCUGGUGGUCCAGUGGUUUAGCACUGCCUGCAGCCCGGGGUGCAGUCCUGGAGACCCAGGAUCGAGUCCCAUGUCGGGCUCCCUGCAUGGAGCCUGCUUCUACCUCUGCCUGUGUCUCUGCCUCUCCCUCUCUCUGGGUCUUUCAUGAAUAAAUAAAAUCUUAAAAAAAAAAAAAAAAGAUGUUCAGAUAUGUAUUUUAUCAAUUUCAAACUCCUGAAGUAGUCUACCCUGGAGCCUUCUGACUAGAGAACUGGUAGGUUCUGAGUGCAUAUUAUCAUUCUGGGAUCUACUUACCCUGGGGAUUCUCUUUGCUUCUCCUGCUGGUUUUCUGUUUUCUGUAGUUUGUCUUUUUCUUAAUUUAUUCUGUCAGUUAGGUAGAGCAUAUUCUCUGGUAGCUUCCUGCAAAAGGUUGCCUGAGAAAUCGUUUUUUUACAUCUUGCAUAUUUGAAAAUGUAUUUUUAUGAUCCUUUGUAUAAAACCCUUCUCUCUGGAAGCUUGUAUGAUAUUUUUGUCUCAUGUUCUGAAAUUUUCUAGCAGUAUAGCUUUGGUGUGGGUUUUGUGCAUUUUACUGGGCACAUUUUACUCUGGAAACUCAUACCCUAAGUCCUAAGACAUUGUCUUGAUUUUGUGUGUUUAUUUUCCCCCUCCAUCACCCUCAUCUCUGUUAACUCUUUCUAGAAUUUCUGUUAUAGACCUCUUAGACUGGUUUGGUUUUUUUUAAGAGAGAGAGGGACAGAGUCGGGGAGGGGAGGACAGGAGAAUCUUAAGCAGACUCCAUGCCCAACACAGAACCUGAUGCAGGCCUUGAUCUCAAUCCUGAGAUCAUGACCUGAGCGAAAAUCAAGAGUUAGAUGCUUAACCCAAUGAGCCACCCAGGCACCCCUAGAGUGGUUCUUUGAUUCACUUUUUUUUUUUUUUUACUUUUUGCCUUUCUCCUGUACUUUGUGGGAGCUUUACUUGCCUUUAUCUUCUAAAUCACUGAAUUUUACAUUUCUGUAUAUUUUUAAAUUUUAAGAAUUUUUUUGUUCUCUAUAUUCCUUUAUGGAAUUCUGAUUUUGUUUGCAGUUGUAGUAUGUUCUGAGGAUGAUCAGUGAUAAUUUCUCAAGGUUUCCUUUUUACUAAAUAAUGGAUUUCCUCCAAAAUUGCUUUUUCCUUUCUUUUUUGAUCUCUAUCUUAAUCAUGCUAGAGAUAUUUUCUCCGAUGUCUGUUAGUUCUUGACUGUGUUAUACUGGAGACCUAAAAUUAUUUCUAGAAAAUGCUUCCUAUUUUGCUUUUAUUUUUUUCAAAAUCUCUGUUGGGAAUAGCUCUUUUACAUCUGAAAUUAGGAAGGGAGGAUUGUCUGAAUAAUUUUUUUUUUCUUAAGAUUAUUUAUUCAUGAGAGACACAGAAGCAGAGACAGAGGGCGAAGCAGGCUCCCUACUGGGAGCCUGAUGCAGGACUUGAUCCCAGGACCCUGGGAUCACAACCUGAGCAAAGGCAGACACUCCACCGCUGAGCCACUCAGGCAUCUCUGUCUGAAUAAUUUACAUUGCUGUGUGUAAAUGGGAGAUUUUAUAUUCAAUGUGGCUUUCUCAUCAGGAGUAGUGGGCACAUUUGUUGUAAUUAAAUGUGAGGGAGAGGAGGUACCAGCUCAGAGAGUGAGGAUUUAGGGGUUUCUGAGAUCAGCACACAUUUUCUGCCAGUCAACUCUUAAAUGUCUUUAUAUUUUGCAAUAUAUACUUUGUCUUCAUAGGCUAAUGUUAAGAAUAGUAUUGUCUAAUAAAUUAUAGGACUCCUAGUUACAUUUGGGUUUCAGAUAAAUAACAAUCACUUUUAAAAACAAAUACAUUCCAAAUAGUAUAUGGGACAUCUAAUAACUAAAAAUGCCUGUUUUCCUGAAAUUUAGAUUUACUGGGGGUACUGUAUUUUUUAAAGUUCUUAUUUUGGAUACUUGUAGAUUCACCUGCUGUUUAAUUAUUUUUUUAAGAUUCUAUUUAUUUAUUCAUGAGAGAGAGAGAGAAAGAGGCAGAGACACAGGCAGAGGGAGAAGCAGGCUCCAUGCAGGGAGCCUGAUGUGGAACUCCAUCCUGGGACUCCAGGAUCACGCCCUGGGCCAAAGGCAGGCGCUAAACCGCUGAGCCACCCAGGGAUUCCCUCACAUGCUGUUUUAAAUAAUGCACAGCUUUCAUGUACCUUUUACCCAGUUUCCUGCAAUGGUAAUGUUUUGCAAAACUUACUGCAGUGUCACAACUAGCAUAUUGACACUGAUAUAGUCAAUAUACGGAACGAUUCCACCACCACAUUUAUUCUUUCUAUUGACACCUACUUAUCCUUUCCCACCAUACUAAACCCAUGGCAAUCAGUUUCCCAUUUCAAGAAUGUUAUAUAAGUAGAAUUAUACAGUUUUGUAACCAUUAGAGAUUGGCUCUCUUUCACUCAGUGUAAUUCCUUUGAGAUUCAUGUGAAUUGUUUCCUGUAUCAGUAGUUCUUUUUUAUUGCUAAGUCUAUGAUGUGGAUACCACAGUUCAACCACUUACCUAUUAAAGACAUACAAAUUUCCAAUUUGGGGCUAUUAUGAAUAAAGCUGUUAUGUAGAUUCA